Messenger RNA from Trematomus bernacchii (emerald rockcod), 1018 nucleotides. Its product is annotated as GDP-L-fucose synthase-like. NCBI's taxonomy places the organism in Eukaryota, Metazoa, Chordata, Actinopteri, Perciformes, Nototheniidae. The transcript is spliced from 11 exons. Gene Ontology annotation, molecular function: GDP-L-fucose synthase activity. The record is from RefSeq and is a predicted model, not a curated record. Bases 44 to 1018 code for a protein of 324 amino acids. Gene Ontology annotation, biological process: nucleotide-sugar biosynthetic process.
CCAACACUUACUUCUGCUCUCUAAAUCAGCACAGCUCUAGAAGAUGGGGUCAGAGAUCAAAGUGGUGCCAAUGCGUGUCCUGGUGACGGGUGGAUCUGGGUUGGUGGGCAAAGCCAUUGAGCAUGUGGUGCAGGAGGAAGGUGGGAAACUGGAGGGAGAGGAAUGGAUCUUCCUCUCCUCUAAAGAUGCUGAUCUUGUAGAUGUUGGGCAGACCAGGGCUGUGUUUGAGAAGUAUCGUCCAACUCAUGUCAUCCACUUGGCUGCCAAAGUGGGAGGACUCUAUCUGCACAUGAAGGAGAACCUGCACUUUUUGAGGGACAACAUCAAAAUCAAUGACAACGUGCUACAAACAGCCCACGAGAUGGGCGUCACCAAAAUGGUGUCUUGCCUGUCCAGUUGCAUCUUCCCUGACAAGACAACAUACCCCAUCGAUGAGACUAUGAUACACAACGGACCACCACAUGACUCCAAUUUUGGAUACUCGCAUGCCAAAAGGUUGAUUGAUGUUCAGAACAGGGCGUACUAUCAGCAGUACGGUCAUCGUUACACAGCGGUCAUCCCCACCAAUGUGUUUGGCCCCUAUGACAACUUCAGCAUAGAGAACGGUCACGUGCUGUCGGCACUGGUUAACAAGACGCACACAGCCAAAAAAGAAGGAAGUCCUGUUAACGUUUGUGGCUCUGGAGCUCCGAGGAGACAGUUCAUCUACUCUCUGGAUUUGGGUCGUCUAAUCGUUUGGGUCCUGAGAGAAUAUGAGGAAAUUGACCCCAUUAUCCUCUCUGUGGGUGAAGAGGAGGAAAUCUCAAUCAAAGAGGCUGAGGACUUGAUCGCAAAGGCUCUGGAUUUUACAGGAAAAAUACAAUUUGACACCACCAUGUCUGAUGGCCAGAUGAAGAAGACCGCCAGCAAUGCUAAGCUAAGACGCUACCGCCCCAACUUCACCUUCACACCUCUGAAUGAAGCUAUCAAGAUGACCUGCGACUGGUUCGUGGCCAACUAUGACAUUGCCCGGACAUGA